This is a messenger RNA of Coturnix japonica (Japanese quail), 4681 nucleotides long. RefSeq names its product shortage in chiasmata 1 (gene SHOC1). Gene Ontology annotation, cellular component: condensed nuclear chromosome. NCBI's taxonomy places the organism in Eukaryota, Metazoa, Chordata, Aves, Galliformes, Phasianidae. The record is from RefSeq and is a predicted model, not a curated record. Gene Ontology annotation, biological process: resolution of meiotic recombination intermediates. Gene Ontology annotation, molecular function: single-stranded DNA binding; ATP hydrolysis activity.
UGCUGCUGCUCUGUGGUGAUUAAGAUCUGUUUGUUACAACUAUUCCAUUUUGCUUAUAAAACUGAAGGAGUGAAAAAAUAAAAAUUAAAAAAUGCCCUAGUAUAUGCAUUAGUCAGUGAAAAAUCAGGUUUAGGUGGCUUAACUCCCUUAUAGAAGAGCUUCUUAACUUAGCCUUUCUGUGAAUUUCUUUUAGGCAAGUGUUGGAAAUAUCACAAAACGAAAAAGAUGUUUCCAGCUCUAAAGUAUCAUUCAACAGACUACUUAUAUGAGAGCAUGGCAAGGCAGAGGUAUUCCAUCUGUAGGUUAUCACUUUGCUUUCCUCCCAAUUUACGACAACGUGAAAAGUAUCAUCUGACUGGACUUUUUGUUCACGAUAAAUAUAGGAGGCCCUGGGAAAGAAUUACUUCAACACAGAACAUGAUUGCUGUUUCAGUGCUGGAUCAGUGGAAGAAAAGUUUAACUGUGGAGGAUUUCCUGGAAAAGAAACCUAUCAGUUCUGUAGGGUUCUAUGUCAAUAUUGAAUUAAUAGGAAGUUCAAAUCCCAACUCUCCAAUUGACACAGAAACGCAUUAUUUACUCAACAAAGUUGUUUGUGAGGAAGUAUCAACUCAAGAGAAAUAUUUGAAGACUGACUGUGCCACUGAGCUUAAGGAACAGUGGCAAGGUCUACACAUUGGAGAUGAAUUUGUUUUUGUUGAUGAUCUGGAAAACUAUCGUAAAAAACUUCCUAAUUUAUCUACACUUCUGGGCAGACUAAAAUUUUUUUGUGUGAGAGAUCCUUUUCUAGAUUCUGAAGGAGAGAAUUUAACAGAAGAGAACAUUUUUAGGGAAUGUUUGUCUUUUCAAAAUGAAAUAGAAAUGCUGGAGAGUGAAAACAAAUUGCAAGGAAUUAAGGAGGGCUUUUGUAAAACCACAUUAGAAGAUAGAGAGUAUUUCAUGUUGCCUUUUGAGUUAGAAUUCUGCAAAAGAAGAAACAGCAAAUCAGAUUCCGUUAAGAUUCCAUCAUAUUUGGGAUUGAAGGAGUUACUAAAUUUAGCUCCAGAAAAUAUGGCUGAUGAAAAUAUGUGUGAGGAAGUGAUCAAAGAAGAUCUCAAAGAAAAAAUUGCAAACAAAAUGGAAAUUGCCAAAUACUGUUCUACUUCAGUGGUUAGCUCCAGUAACAGCAUAAGUAUGUUAGAAAUCUCUGAAUCAGCCAAUCACAUCUCAUACCUGAAAGAUGAAAUCGAAGUACCUUUAACUCCUCCAUGCAAACAACAAAGAUCGCAAGUGGAUUUUCUCUGUGUAGGACUUCAAGAAGAACUUAAUCCUCUUUUUGACAACAGUAUUUUGAUUACAGAGCCCUCUAAGGAAUACCUGGACUGUUUGGUAUGGCAAUCAGAAAAGUACUGGGAUAAUGUGAGCUCUCUUUUGCUUGUUGAUUAUUGGAGCUUUAAACUUGAAUAUCGACACCAUUCUCUCACAGAACUGAGGACGAUGCUUUCAAUUGACGUAGAAACACCAGUGAUUAUCUCUCUGGAGAAGGACUGGUGGCUUCCUAUGGGAUUAGAUGUGGUCUGUGUUGAAACUUUGGAGCAAUUAAAGGGAGAUUCCAGUAAUACAAACAGUUUGCUUUCUACAGAGGUAGAAGCAUUCACAAAAUUUUCUAUAUAUCAGUUAGAAAGAUGGCCUGAAGAGAAGAAUUCCGUGUCAGAUCAGGAAUUGCUUUCCGGUGAAAGACAUCAGAUGGACAAAGUAACUGAUCUUUGCAUGCCACCUCAGAACAAGAUGCAGCACUUUGGCCUGCCUAUAAAUGCUGCAUCUUCUCUCAAAAUAGACAGAAUAAAUACAUCUCUGGAAAGUGCUGCAGGAGGAAAUGCACAGAAGAGUAAGAUAGAAGAGCCACUUUAUUUCUUAAACCAAGAAGAGAAGACAAACAUAUCACUUGGGUCUGUCAGCUGUAGAGAUGUGCCUUUUAAACAACACAGGUUUUCUGAGGGCCAGAAACUCGCAUCAUUCACACUGGAUUCAAAAUGGGAUAAUGAUGAUUCUGAUCUGAACAACUUUAUAAUGCUAAGGUGUAAACAGACGAUCACUCAAAGUCAGGGAAAAAAUGGUGUAGAUAGUCCUGGAAAAGUGCUACAGCCUGAAGAACUACAUUUACCUGUGCACAAAGAGGACAGUUCUGUUUGUGAGCCUGCAAGAACAGAGAAAAAAGAGCAAGAGAAUGACAGCAGUGUCAUAGUCAAAAUUCAAGCAUCAGAAAGCCAAUGCCAGGCAUACUGCCUGCUGAAGGAAGCAGCCACUUCUGCUUUAAAAGACUUGAGAAGUCUGGGUGUACUUGCUUCUGUAAGUUGGAGCUUUGACAGCAUUAAGUUUGAUCACACAAGAUUUUUCCUAAAGCAACAGGAGAAGAUGAUAUGUGAUCAUUUUAAAGAAGGUAAAGUAGACGAGAAAGAGAUCAUGCUGUUCAGACAUGCUGCUUUGGUGCAUCUGCUGGUGACAUGUCGAGACCUUCUGUUAACAUGUGGCUUGGACACAGCGCUAGGAUAUUUGUCUAAAGCAAAGGAUAUCUAUAAAAACAUCUUAGAAUCCUGUUUGAAUAAUAUCUGGAGGCAGUUGAAGAUUGUACAGUACAGCAGCCAGAAAAAACACGAAUCCAGUCCCAAACAAACAGAGCUUCGGUGUCGAAUGUUAAAUUGGAUGCAAACUUAUGCUGAGGAGCACAGUGUUAAGAUACUAAUCAUAAUAAGAAUGGACUCUGAAAGAGAAAAAGCGGCUCUCAUUCACACUGUAUCUAGAGUAGAAGGUUUAAAAGCUAUUGAUUUGAAUUCUGAGAAAAAAGAAAACAUUCUGGGUUAUAAAGAUAUCAUCAGCAAUAAGUAUGUCUGUGUUAUUAUACACAAUCAGAACAUUGGAGCUGACUUCCCUUGGCGACACUUCUCAUUAGUUAUAGAAUAUGAUUAUUUUGAAAACUCUUGCUGGAAAAGACGAUGUGAAGAUCUAAAUAUUACUUACAUUACUUAUAAAACCAUCCUCCCUGAAACAGUACAAAUGGGGAAUCACUAUGGUUCAUCUCUUCUGGAGAUUCAGAUUCCUUAUGUGUUUCUCACCACUGAAGGUCUUCUUAGUAUGCCAGAUUUUCUUCAGCUUUUGGAGACUCGCUACAGCAUUACUUUUGUUGAAAGAAGCAGCAGUUACUCUUUAAGGCUACUUGGAGAUACAGACAGAUAUGUUGUGUUGACAAUAGAUGAAUGCACUGCUAUCUUCUUGCAGAACAUGGAUGAAUUAAAUCAUGAGGAGUCCUGCAGUAAUAUAAUAUUGAAGCUGACAGCAUUAUCACUCCAAUAUACACGCUGUUGGGUUGUUUUCUGCUCCAGAGAAAGACUGAGCUUGGAGUACAGUCUCAGGGGAGAUACACUUCUCAGCCUUGUUUUAAUUUAUGCCACUUUGAUAGAAUUUACACAGAAGUCGGAAGACUUUGAAGUGAAGGUAGUUCUUACACCAGGGAUUGAAGAGGCAGCACUUCUAAUUCGUCAGAUAGCUGACAACAUUUUGAUGACUUCUAGUUCCAGUCCUCAUGAAUGGCUGGAUAAAUCUUGGCUUUCUGUCUUGCCCUCUGAGAUGGAGAAACACUUGCUUACUUUUCCAUGUAUCAACCCCCUGGUUGCUCAGCUGAUGUUAAGAAAGGAAUCUUCUUUGAACAGGCUUUUUCUUGCAAGCUUUGAUCAACUCCAGGAAUUCCUACCAGAGGUUCCAAAAAAAGUCUUAAAGCAUUUUAGUGAAAUUACCUCUUCAUACAGCACAAAUGCUGCUGCUCCACCAAAAACAACAGUGAAAAAUGUAUCACCUCCAGAAAACUGGAAUACCUUUAAAAGACUCUAUCCAGGUUAUAAGCAAAAUUCUCAGUCUUUAGAGUCGCUACCUAAGGCACAAACCAUCACAGGGCCAUCUCAUGUGAAUUCUGAAGCCACGUUUCUUCCAUUGAAACAUAAUCAAGGUUUUAUCAGCUCUGACCUUUCAAGCUAUAUGCACGAGAGACCGUGUUUUUCAGAAGUAGCUCCAGAGAGGAAACAGAAUUUCUUUGUUGUACCAAAGGGCUGUGAAGAUUUUGCUCAUCUAAAUGCUACGAAUUCUUUUUAUGUUAAAGGUCAGGCUUUCAGGAAACACUACAUCUCUGAUCAUUCCUCCAAAACUUCUGAAAAAGAUUUCUUUGCAACUUUCAGUGGCUGUGUACCUCCUGACAGCUCUACGGCUUUUCUGGAAGAAUUUAGAGACACAGCAUUUAAAAGCCCAGGAAUUCUGACUGAUGAGACUCCAUGGAAAGACUUUUCAUCCACUUGCACAUACAAUUCCUUUGCAACUAGCUUAAUUCACUCUGAUUCCCUUGUUGAUCGAGAUGAAAUUCAAAUUCUGUGUUCUCAAAACCAAGGUCAAGAACCUUCAGGAAAGAGAAAGCAAAGUCCACCAUUCUUAUGGGCAAAAGGAAGAAAACGAACAGAUUUGGGAUUUGAAGAAGUACCAAGGAAUAAAAAAAGGAGACUGAUGUAUGAAAGAGUCCCUGGAAGAGCUGAUGGACAAACACGUCUUAAAUUCUUUUGAACUGAAUGGUGACUUGAAUGCCACAUCUCUUUCUUUUUUUUUUUCCCCUUGAUCCUUAAACCAUUUAAGUUGAAGUUUAUUAAAUUAUUGUUGUUGUUGUUGU